This is a messenger RNA of Nymphaea colorata (pocket water lily), 1964 nucleotides long. RefSeq names its product probable aspartyl aminopeptidase. The transcript has 10 exons. The record is from RefSeq and is a predicted model, not a curated record. NCBI's taxonomy places the organism in Eukaryota, Viridiplantae, Streptophyta, Magnoliopsida, Nymphaeales, Nymphaeaceae. Bases 156 to 1700 code for a protein of 514 amino acids. Gene Ontology annotation, molecular function: aminopeptidase activity; zinc ion binding. Gene Ontology annotation, biological process: proteolysis.
ACAAGAAUAGGACACCCAAACAAAGAUAUUGGAUGAUCAAUUGCCCGUCCAUAAGCAUAUGAAUCAGCACAAGUUUCUUUCCGUCGUUCCCCCGAAACUGCCACCUUCCGCACAGCCCGCGCAGAAAUACAGGGAGAGAGAGAGAGAGAGAGAGGAUGACGAAGGCUGAGAGUGAAACGAGCUCGGUGGCGUCCGAUCUCAUCGACUUCUUGAACUCCUCACCGACCGCCUUCCACGCCGUUGAUGAGGCGAAGAGGAGAUUGGGGGAAGCGGGAUUUGUGCACAUUUCAGAGAGGGAGGAUUGGAAGCUCCACACGGGUGGCAAAUAUUUCUUCACCAGGAACCACUCGACCAUCGUGGCCUUUGCGAUUGGCAAAAAGUACGUUGCUGGAAAUGGGUUUUGCGUGGUUGGUGCUCACACGGAUAGUCCAUGCCUCAAACUCAAGCCUAUCUCUAAGGUAACUAAAGGAGGGUACUGUGAAGUAGGUGUCCAAACUUAUGGAGGAGGUUUGUGGCAUACAUGGUUUGAUCGGGAUCUGACUGUCGCUGGCAGAUUAAUAAUAAAGGAAAAGGAUGACGCCUACAGGCAUAUGCUUGUAAAGGUUGGAGGGCCUAUACUUCGUGUGCCAACUCUAGCAAUUCAUUUGGAUAGGAGCGUGUCAGAUGGCUUCAAGGUUAACACGGAGAACCAUUUAGUUCCUGUUCUGGCAACUGUAGUGAAGGCUGAAGUGAACAAGCUGCCAGCUGAAAAUGGAUCACUAGAAAAUGAUACUGAAUGUGAUGGAAAACAUGGUGAUGAAAAGAAGUCUGUGGCUAACAAGAAGCAUCAUCCUGUUUUACUGCAGUUGCUUGCAGCUCAAGCUGGAUGUGAACCAGGUGAAAUAUGUGAUUUCGAGUUGCAACUUUGUGAUACUCAACCAAGUGUAAUUGGUGGUGCUGCUAAGGAGUUCGUGUUUUCAGGCAGGCUAGACAAUCUUUGUAUGUCAUUUUGCUCUUUGAAGGCACUAAUGGAUGCUACAUCAUCUGAGGAUUCUCUUGAUAAUGAGACUGGUGUAAGGAUGGUUGCUCUGUUUGAUCAUGAAGAGGUUGGGUCUAACUCAGCUCAAGGGGCUGGAUCUCCUGCUAUGCUAGAUGCCCUAGGGAGAGUCACGAACGGCUUUAGCUCUUCAGAUUCCAAGCUCAUUGAGAAAGCUAUACAGAAAAGUUUUCUUGUCUCCGCAGAUAUGGCCCAUGCAUUGCAUCCAAAUUAUAUGGUAAGACAUACGAGCCAUCUUCAAUCUCUUUGUAGCCACAUUGCUGCCCAUAAAUUAACAUUAGAGGGUCUGACCCAAUUACAGAGCAAACAUGAAGACAACCACCAGCCGAAGUUGCAUGGAGGCCUUGUUAUCAAGCACAAUGCCAAUCAACGGUAUGCAACCAAUGCAGUGACGGCAUUUCUAUUUAGAGAGAUUGCAGAGAGGCACAAUAUUCCUGUUCAGGAUUUUGUUGUUCGCAAUGACAUGGGAUGUGGUUCGACCAUUGGUCCUAUAUUGGCCAGUGGUGUAGGGAUCCGUACUGUGGACGUUGGUGCUCCUCAGCUGUCCAUGCACAGCAUAAGAGAGAUGUGCGGUGUUGACGAUGUGCUUCACUCCUAUGAACACUUCAAGGCUUUUUUCCAGGAAUUCUUUGGUCUUGAUGCCAGGCUAAGUGUGGAUUUCUGAGAGGACUACCGUAGGUGUGACCCUCUGCCCUUUGGACUUAAUGAUAGGCUUUUUGCCUAUGAUUACAGGUCAUUUUCUCUUUCUCGUACUGAACUAAACAACGUUUAAUUGAGUAUUUGUAGCACAUCUGCUUCUCUCUCUCUCUCGGUGUCUCAUAUGUAUGGAUAUGUUUGGAGUAUCCCUUGCAACUAUGUUGCCUUGUUGCUUCAACAUUAAAGUCAAUAGUCUCUACAUGCAUGUUAAACAUGUGAAGAUCAUAUUUCA